Messenger RNA from Spodoptera litura, 4399 nucleotides. Lineage: Eukaryota; Metazoa; Arthropoda; Insecta; Lepidoptera; Noctuidae. The record is from RefSeq and is a predicted model, not a curated record.
UUUCACUUGUGUCCCCGUAUAUAACAUUGGCGACGAGGACCUACCCGCGUAAAAUAAAGUAACAAUGUCCGUUACGGGGUUUGGAAUUUUAUCGGUGUUUGACCACAAUGUACAAUCCUGGGAGACGUACAAAGGCCACAUUAAUCAGUGGUAUGUGGCUAACGACAUCACGGAAGUGAGCGAUCCUACGGGGAUAAAGCGACGAGCCAUUCUGCUAAGCGCACUCGCGGAUGGCACACACAAGUUGGCAGUGGAUCUCGCGUUGCCGAAACAGCUGCAGGACGUGCCGUAUGAGGACAUUCUGAGACUUCUGGAUGAACAUUUUACUCCAAAGCGGUGUGGAUUCGGCGAAAGAUUCAAGUUUUACGCGGCCACACAACAGGAGGGGGAGACGUAUGCACAAUGGGCGGCGAGAUUGCGAGGUCUGACGGCGCACUGUGGGUUUUCCAAUGUGGAGGAAGCCCUUCGGGACAAAUUUGUCAUGGGAAUGUUGCCGGGAGCGGACAGAGAAAAGCUUUUCUCGAAAGAUCUAGCGGGCCUAACAUUAACAAAGGCGAUGGAGUUGGCGGAGAAUGCGCGAAGAGCUCGUGAGGCAGCGGGCGCCGGGCAGCAGGCUGCGCCACGCGAUCAGCUGUUUAAGAUUGCGCGGACAAAGGAGUCGGCAACGUCAUCGCAUCGUGAGGCCGCGUCUGGUUCGGGAGUGAAAGUGCAGUGUCAAGUAUGUGGUUAUCAUAAUCACGAGACAUCCCAGUGUCGGUUCGCAAAGGCGAAGUGUAGGAAAUGCAAUGCUACAGGGCAUCUGCGUAGGAUGUGCAAAAAUAUUAAUUAUGUCGAAUCGAAAGCUGUGGAUGAAAGCGAUGAUGACGGUGAGUGUUUUAAUAUUCGAUCCGUAAAAGGGGAACCAAUGAUAGAAACAGUAUUGGUAUCUGGAAUCGAAUUAAAAUUCGAAAUUGAUAGCGGAUCAGCCGUUACAGCAAUUUCUAAAGAAACCUAUGAAACAUAUUUUAGUAAUGUACCAUUGUUAAUGACUAGUAAACGGUUAUUUUCAUAUACGGGUGAUAAAAUUGUUUGUGAGGGUAUAGUGCAGUUACAAGUGAGCUAUGCGAACACAUCGCAUGUACUAAGUGUUUACGUCGUGCGGGACGGCGGCCCGCCAAUUCUUGGCCGCGAUUUCAUUUCAAAAUUUAAAUUAGAAAUGUUACCGAUACAAUAUUGUGACAGAGUAGAUGAAAACGAUUGGUUUCUAACACUGCAAGGUCGGUAUCCAGCAGUCUUUUCUGAUAAAUUAGGAUUAUUUAAUAAAUUUAAAGUAAAAUUACAUUUAAAGGAAGACGCAAAACCAGUUUUCAUUAGGGCACGACCGCUAGCGUUCGCUUUGAAAAAUAAAGUAGAUAACGAAAUAGAUCGUUUAGUAAGGCUCGGUGUAUUGAAACCGGUUGAUCACGCGCGGUAUGCGUCACCCAUCGUGCCCGUGUUAAAACAAAACGGAACAAUACGUAUAUGCGCUGAUUUUUCUACCGGUGUAAACAAACAGUUAAUGAUCGAUCAGUAUCCUUUACCAACGGUAACCGAACUUUUUUCUAAGUUAUAUGGGGGACAGCAGUUUACCAAGUUGGACCUGUCAAGUGCAUACAAUCAGUUUAUGUUAGAUGAUGAGUCACAAGAAUUAACGUGCAUAAAUACGCAUAGAGGACUUUUCAAACAAACGCGGCUUUGUUUUGGUAUUGCAAGCGCGCCGGCCGUGUUUCAGCGCGCGAUGGAAGGCGUGCUGGCUGGCGUGCCCGGCACACUCUGCAUGCUUGAUGAUAUCUUGAUAACGGGAGAAACGAGAUCGGAACAUCUGAGUAGAUUACAUCAAGUUUUAGCGAAAUUGCAAGAUGCGGGGCUUACCUUACAAAAAGAAAAGUGUAUGUUUUUCAAGGACGAGGUUAAUUACUUAGGUUACGUGAUAAAUAAAGAUGGACUACAUAAAUCGCCACAGAAAAUAAAAGCUAUGAUAGAAGCUCCAGUGCCAUCUAACAUUAAUCAAUUGCAGUCAUUUUUAGGAUUGGUUAAUUAUUAUAGGAACUUUGUUCCCAACGCGUCUUCUAUUUUAAGCCCUAUGUAUGAGUUGUUAAAAAAAAGUAGCAGGUGGUGUUGGACACAAAAACAUGAUGAAGCGUUUACCGCUAUUAAAUCUUGUUUGGCGUCAGAUCAAGUGUUAGCGCAUUUUAACCCAGAGGCCACUAUAAUUUUAACAGUAGAUGCGUCGCCGGUGGGUCUGUCUGCAAUAUUAUCACAAGUAGAAACUGAUAGGUCGGAGAGACCGAUUUCAUUUGCAUCAAGGACACUUAAUGCUGCUGAGAAACGUUAUUCGCAAAUCCAGAAGGAAGCAACCGCGAUUAUUUUCGGAGUUAGGCGUUUCCACCAAUAUUUGUAUGGCAGGUCGGUUCCGUUUAUUCUUCGAACAGAUCAUAAGCCGUUAUUAUCGAUUUUUGGCCCGCACCGGGGUAUACCUGAAGUCUCAGCAAACAGACUUCAGAGAUACGCACUGUUUCUGAGCGGUUAUAAUUAUCAAAUUGAAUAUGUGCGUAGCGCAAAUAACAGUGCGGAUUUCUUAUCUCGCGCUUGCCUGCCCGAGGGGGCGGGGACGGAUAGGGACAUGCGGGGCGUCGAUACGACGUUGCCUGAUCUUGAUCGCGCGUCAUACAUUAAUUUUGUGUUGGAGGGUAGUCUCCCUGUAACUUUAAAAACGUUACGCGACGCGACGGGGACUGAUUCAACCUUGCGUAAGGUGAUAGACUUUGUGUUGAACGGAUGGCCUAGGAAAAUGUCAGACGAAGGGGUGAAACCGUUUCACGCAUGUAGGACACAAUUGUCUUAUGAAAAUGGUUGUAUUAUGCGGGGACAUAAAGUUGUAAUUCCGGAAAAGCUACGAACAAAAAUUUUAAUGGAAUUACAUCAAUCCCAUUUAGGUAUUGUAAAAACAAAAGCGGAGGCGCGAGCGCGUGUUUGGUUCCCGGGAAUCGACGCUGCUUUAGAGCGUUUAAUAGGAUCAUGUGACGUGUGCAUGCAAUCACGACCGUCACCGGCACGGGCGCCGAUUGCUCACUGGGAAUAUCCUCCAACGCCAUUUUACCGGAUACAUAUUGAUUUUCUAGGCCCUAUUAGCGGUAGCACUUUUCUAGUAGUAGUGGAUGCUUAUUCCAAGUGGGUUGAGGUUUAUAAUAUGAAGUGUAAUACUUCUACUUCAGCAACAAUUGACAAGUUAUACGAAUUCAUGUCAAGAUUUGGUAUUCCGCAUACUCUGGUUAGCGACAAUGGUACAUCGUUUAAGUCACAUGACUUUGAAGCUUUUUGUAGGGUGAACGGGAUUUCACACGUGACAUCACCGACAUAUCACGCGGCCAGUAAUGGGCAAGCGGAAAGUUAUGUUAAGAUAAUAAAGAAGGGUAUUAAGACAAGCUUGCUUAGUGGUAAUAGCGCGCGAAAUUUAAAUAACAAUCUUUUGAAAUUCUUGUUCGAUUACAGGAAUUCCGUUCACACUUUAACCGGGUUGUCCCCGGCUGAGUUGGUGUAUGGUCGGAAGCUCAGAACGCGUUUUGACCUAUUGAAACCCGAACCGCCAUCGCCUUCAUCCACAGCUCAUGCUAAUAUGGUUAAACGUAAACAGUGUUUGCAAAAUAAGACGGGAGGUCAUAACACUCAAGUUUUCGCACCCGGUGACAUCGUUUAUUAUAAAAAUCACAAAGUUAAUGGUAAAUUCACAUGGUGCAAAGGGACAGUCAUGAAAAAAGUCGGCAGAGUGUUAUAUGUAAUUAAAGAUAAGGUAACUUCGAACAUUGUCAGAAAACAUAAAAACCAGAUAAUAAAGUAUAAAGGCGACGAUUGCUAUGACGGAAGAGACUUGGAGUUAGAUAUAGACGAGGAAAGUGGUGGCUCAACAACAGAGACGCUGGUUCCUGAACAUGGGCCACCAUCAGGCACAGGCGAAGGAAACGAAGACUCGAUAGUGGCUACAAAUAAUUCUCCUCAGGCAAGGGCUGUCACACCGCCAGGUACAGCCCGAGUUGUUGUGUCACGGCCUACAACACCGUAUCAAGCUGGGGAGGAGGAAGAGUACCAGGAAGCGUUAGACGGGUCGUUUAGCACUGAAAAUCCUGGAGGAGUGCCACUACAACAGCAGGACGGUGAACCUGUACGAACACCACGGUCUAAACGCAAUCGUCCUAAAGUGAACUAUAAACUGUUCUACUAGAGAUAACUUAGUUAGAAACUUAUGUUUAGCUAUAGCUAGUAAGUAGCUUAGUUUGGGGUUGUAUUUGUAAGCUAAGGGGAGGAGUGUUAGGUAUGUAGGUAGGUGUGCGUGUGCCGACGCACCAAUAAGUGCCAACAAUAAACGUCAGUGCGUUACUAGCAA